Rhea pennata is the source of this 1218-nucleotide messenger RNA. RefSeq names its product chromosome 1 C12orf50 homolog (gene ZC3H11D). The record is from RefSeq and is a predicted model, not a curated record. The transcript is spliced from 11 exons. The coding region runs from base 1 to 1218 and encodes 405 amino acids. NCBI's taxonomy places the organism in Eukaryota, Metazoa, Chordata, Aves, Rheiformes, Rheidae.
AUGGCAGAAAUUGGAAAUGAUCGCUGUUUCCAUUUGUAUUCAACCUGCACAAAGCAAAAGUACAACAUCUCAUGUUUCUGGGAAACGCAGCCGUUAGGCUGUGUGAGGAUCAGUUGUGUCUUCCAUCAUAGUAAACCUCGUAAUAUAAAUGGACUUUUUUUGCCACCUAGUAGCAAUACUACAUUGCAACAGGAUGUCCAGGAAGGGACUGUAUAUCCAGCCUGUGGUCAAGAAUCACUCAAAAAUCAGGAGACUAUUUUAAGACCAAUUCACCCUCCAUUGAUUAUAAACAUUAAUCACCAAGAGGAUGAAGAGGAGGAUGAAGAGGAAGCAAAUGAUGCUUCUUAUUUGUUGGCUAAGACUGCUUCAGAUAUUGAGGAGGAAAGAGCAAUAAAGGAAAUGUGCUAUAAAUCUGGAGAAUAUUACAGGAUUCAAUCUCUUCAGGAACACCAAUCAGCAAAAAUCAUGUCUUCAGCUCUGGAAGAUGAGCUACUACCCUUGGGAGCUGUCAAGAGAGAUUUACAGAAAGGUGAUGGUAAUACAAUUCCUACAGCAUUUAAUAAUUCAAAAGGACAAAGAGUGACUUCAUUAUCAUUAGAGGAUAAUAUCAGAACUGAUCUUAGAACAUUUGAAAAUGGAGGAGGUGAUUGUUUUGCAGCACAGAGAAACAUAUUUGUUGAAGGAAAAGGAAGUGAGGCAUUAACUGGGGAAAAAGAACUAAUUAUAUCAAAAUAUUCAAAUAUGAAAGCAACACACAUCACUGAACUGGUAGAGAAACAUCAUUUUAAAGGAGUAAAGAAAAAGAAAUGGAUUUCUGAGGAGACAAGAAACUCACCUAAUGUAGUAACAGGCAAAGCAAUGCACACUUCAAACCUCCAAAUUAAAGCAAAUUAUCAAAGAAAUGAUCAAAGUAAGGAAGAUGAGAAAGCUUCUUAUAUUCCUUCUGUGAGAGCAGCUGGAAGAAGGACUUAUUUGAAUUCUUCAGAACCUGGAAGAUCAGCAUAUGUGUUUUACCGUAAUGUUACAGUCAUUCAAGAACCGAAGCUUAGUGGAUCUAUGGACAAAAGUACUUCAGGACCUUAUAAUGCACCAGCUUGGAGAAAAAGAAACCCACGUGCAAAAACAUUCUCUAAGCUGAAAACAACCAUUCAGCAGAGCCAAGAAGAACUGGAAACAAAUAAAAAGGGAGAGAAAUUUGCAGACAGGAGGAAGAAGUGA